AUGUCCAGACCUUACGGCGCGGCCUCCUCGUCGGCUCGUAGUCCGCCUUCGAGCACGUCCACCAGCUUCGGCGCAACCGCAGCCGCAGCCACAGCAAAUCCCAACACUGCAAGAUAUCAGCUCGCCAGUGCUGGAAUCACCGAAGAGGAGGAUGAUUACCUCCAUGCCAUCGACACCAAAUGGGACAAGUCGUCGCACGGCUGGAAUUUGCGUGGCUUCCUCAACAUUCUUACUCUGGCAUCGCUUGCACUUGGUCUCAUCAUGCUCUUCCUCGGCUAUCCCGUUCUCAUCAAAAUCAAGGACAUCUAUGACCACGACAACAAAGGCGCUUUCGGCCUCGGCGGUACCAACGGCUCCGGUCAGGUCCCCGCUCUCGAUAUUGCCUCGCUCAUCGACGCUGAUACGCCUCAAAGCGCCCUCAAGUGGACCAGCGGCUACGACAAAUCCUCCUACCAUCUCGUUUUCAGCGACGAGUUCGAAACCGAUGGAAGGACUUUCUGGCCCGGUGAUGAUCCCUUCUGGGAGGCCGUCGAUCUUUGGUACUCGGGUACCGGCGAUUUCGAAUGGUACAGCCCCGAAGCAGUCAACACCACCGGCGGCGCCAUGGUCAUCGCUAUCGAAGAGCACGAGACCCACAACAAAAACUUUCGCUCUGGAAUGGUUCAGUCCUGGAACAAGUUCUGCUUCCAGGGUGGCUACAUUGAAUUCAGCGUCAAGCUACCCGGCGGUCCCAGCACAAGCGGUUUCUGGCCCGCCGUAUGGCUCAUGGGCAACCUAGGUCGUCCUGGCUACCUUGCCACCACCGAAGGCACCUGGCCCUACUCGUACAAUGCCUGUGAUACCGGCAUCCUACCCAACCAGACCUUCCUCAACGGAUCGGGUCCCGACGCUGCCAUUCACUCGACCGGAACAUAUGCCUACGAUGGCAAACUUUCCUUCCUACCAGGCAUGCGUUACUCGGCUUGCACCUGUCCCGGCGAGGAUCACCCGGGUCCCAACAACAAUGUCGCACGUUCCGCGCCCGAAAUCGACAUCUUUGAAGUACAGGUGCAGUACAAGAACGGCGCUCGCCACUCGUACGCCUCGCAAUCGCUUCAGGUCGCACCCUUUGACGAUGCUUACGCCUGGGGCAACUCGUCCGCUGACGCAACCAUCUACGACGACACACUCACCGAGUUCAACACCUACACUGGUGGCCAGAUUCAAGAGGCCGUCUCUUCGGUUACGCGCGUGCCCGACACUGGCUUUCAACUGACGCAGAACGAGUAUGUCAAGUACGGAGUCGAGUUUAGCCCCGAUUUCAACUACGAUGGCAGUGGUUCCAUGACUUGGUACGUCGAUGGCAAACCGUCAUGGACCGUCAACCCCAAGGCGUUCCCGGCGCGUCCGGACCUCGACAUCAGCCAACGCAUCAUCCCCGUCGAACCGAUGGCGAUUGUCAUGAAUCUGGCCAUAUCGAGCAGUUUCCAGCCGGUCAACUUUGACGAAGGAGGCAUCACCUUCCCGGCCUUCAUGUCGAUCGACUACGUUCGUGUCUACCAAAAGGACGGUCAAGCCGAUCUCUUGUCCUGCGAUCCCGCCGAUCAUCCCACGGCCAACUUUAUCCACACGCACAUGGACCUCUACACCAACCGAAACUACACCGUCUUCCCCAGGGACAAGUAUACAUGGCCCCGAAACAAGCUUCAGGGCUGUUAG
Molecule: messenger RNA, 1698 nt
Organism: Mycosarcoma maydis (corn smut)
Lineage: Eukaryota; Fungi; Basidiomycota; Ustilaginomycetes; Ustilaginales
Exons: 1
Coding region: 1-1698 (565 amino acids)
Biological process (GO): (1->6)-beta-D-glucan biosynthetic process; fungal-type cell wall organization
Cellular component (GO): endoplasmic reticulum membrane; plasma membrane
Molecular function (GO): glucosidase activity
Source: RefSeq, a predicted model, not a curated record